Molecule: messenger RNA, 2928 nt
Organism: Paramuricea clavata
Lineage: Eukaryota; Metazoa; Cnidaria; Anthozoa; Malacalcyonacea; Plexauridae
Source: the annotation of a GenBank genome assembly
AGAAGGCAAAGAGGAGGCAAUUGAACGUCAUCUGAGCGCUCUUAAAGUGAUAACUAGCGAAGUCGAUCAAUGUAAACGAACAGUCGAAGAGCUGAAACUUGCGGAUAAAACCGAUCUCGAAGGACUCGAAGCGAUCGCGGAAUUCGAGGCAUCUGUUGACGAGAGAAUCGAAGCGGCGGACGACGAAGUAACGCGAAUCAAGCAAAGGCUCCAAGGGAAGGAAGCAGAAAGAGAUGCCGCAGAGAAGAAAGGUAGGAUACGGUUUGAAAUGAAAUUACAUCAACAAAAGCUUGACGCAAACCCUGUACCAGCUCUAAAGAAUGAUAAAAAUGUAGACAAUGCCGAAUUGGUUAGCGCAAAACGUCCCAAGAUUGAGAUAACAAGAUUCAAUUGGUCGCCCCUUGAUUGGCCAAGAUUUUGGGGUCAGUUUACUGAGACUGUGGACAAACGUUGCGUAGCGCCGGUAAAUAAAUUGGCCUAUUUGUGUGCGUUUUUGUCGCCCAAAGUUAAAACUUUCAUCGAAGGCUUACCUUUCGACCCCGAGGGUUAUAAUCGCGCCAAAGCCAUACUUCAAAAUAGGUAUGGCAAGAAUUCAGAAGUCAUUAAGGCUUACGUCCAACUAAUUAUGGAUCUGCCAACUAUCAAUCAGGUUUACCUUAAGAAAAUACAUCAAUUUAACGAUCAGUUGAUGCAUGCUGUCCAAGCGCUUCAAACCUUAAAGAAAUUAGAGACGGUGAAUGGUUAUGUACCCAUGACCUUGGAUAAACUUCAAGCGAUCAGGGGGGAUUUAGUGCGCACAGACCCAGAUUGGGAAGACUGGGACUUCUCAAAAUUAUCCGAAGCUCUCCGAUUAUGGGCACGAAGAAAUCCGAUCGUUGAAACAAAUGAAAGGGAUGAAAAUCAAGAAAGUUGCUUUUCUCGAAAGCGCCAGAGCGUACGUGUGCAUAUUGCGAGGGAAGAGACCACAAAACCGUUUCGUGUAGCAAAAUUACUGACGUUAGUGCUCGCAAGGAGAUUUUAGCGAAGAAAAAACGUUGUUUUAACUGCGCAGCCGGUAACCACAAAGCAGCGAACUGUCCAAGCAAGCGUUCAUGCCAAAACUGCGAAAAGAGACAUCAUACGUCCAUCUGUGAUACCAACUCGAAGGUCAACCUGAUGGGUAUGACAAGUAAAACCGGAAGCGAGGCUAUUCUUCAAGUCGUAGUCGUAAACGUCAACGGUGUAACAUGCAGAGCACUUAUAGAUUCUGGUGCAGGAAGCUCCUAUGCUUCUGCGAAAUUAAUAGAUGCCCUAAAACUAAAGCCCAUGGAAACAAAAACCACCCGAAUUGACAUGUUGAUGACGUCACAGGUUACCCAUCUCGAGGUUUAUAAAGUCAAGGUGCAAGCACUUGACUCUAAUUACGAACUCGAAACGAACUUGACGAAAGUAAAUAAGAGUCAGUUAUUAGUUGUCCAUAACCUCCAAUACAAGAAUCUUCUGCAGAAGUACCAGCAUCUGAACGAGGUGAAACUGAACGAGACCAAGAAAUCCCUUCCAAUCCACGUCGUCCUGGGAAGUGGAGAGUAUGCACGUGUCAAAACCCAAGAGAGACCACGAGUUGGAAACGAAGGAGAACCAAUAGCCGAGCUUACAAAACUGGGUUGGUUUGUGAUGAGUCCUGGUACCGAGUUCGACGAAGAAAAAAUGUUGUUGACCCAAACUUCCCAGGCUGAUUAUGAAGCCCUCUGUCGACUAGAUGUCCUUGGACUCGAAGAUAAAAGCGAGCACGACCAAUUGACAGUUUACGAAGAAUUCAAAGAGCAGUUGAACAGAUCACCUGAAGAUUGGUACGAGACGGGACUACCGUGGAGAGGGAACCAUCCACCCCUUAAGGACAACCGGGAAGGAAGUUUGCGACGGCUUACCGCUCUUCAAAACCGGUUGAAAAAACGAGAUCUCACAGAACCUUACGCCGCUGUGAUUGAAGACCAAAUCCAACAAGGAAUCGUCGAAGAAGCACCAACGCGAGUGAUGGGAGUCGAGUUCUAUAUACCCCACAAGGGAGUCAUCCGAGAAAGCGCUGCCACGACAUGACGAUAAAGCUCCGAGUGGUGUACGACGCGUCCACGAAACCAUUCCCACAAGAUCCUUCAUUGAACGAUUGCCUUAAUCCUGGACCACCCUUACAAAAUAAGAAGUAGGAAGUCCUCGUACGACAGCGAACUUUCCCUGUUGCUAUAACGGGAGACAUCACGAAAGCAUUCCUUCAGAUCCGCAUCAGAGAAACGGAACGAGAUGCACUACGGUUCCACUGGACGACAAAGAACGGAGAGUUACGGAUCCUUCGGUUUACUAGAGUUCUGUUUGGCCUCGUCUCAUCGCCAUUUCUUCUCGGGGGAGUCAUAGCUUCACACCUACAACAAUGGAAACGUGAACGACCUGAUGACGUAAAAGAACUAGAACGGUGUCUUUACGUUGAUGACAUCAUAAGUGGAGGGGAAUCUGUGGAACAAGCGAAAGCUCGGAAAGAGCUGCCAACCGUUAUUCUCGAAGACGCAACCUUCAAACUCCAUAAAUGGGCUUCGAACGUAAGUGCACUUGAAGACAACGAUGAUGAGUUCGAAAAUAAAAUAUUGAUUGAUUGAAGUAAUCGAAGACCAAACAGCUGCGAAGAAACAACUGGCAGUAAAUCCACAAGAAUCCAAGAUCCUCGGAUUGCCGUGGAACAAAGUAAGCGACACACUAAGUGCUCUGUUUCUAAACGAAGAGAGCAAGACGCCAACCAAACGAGAAAUAUUAAGUAGACUCGCGAAGACCUACGAUCCACUAGGGCUUGCAUCUCCUAUUACCUUACAAGGAAAAUUGAUCUAUCGUGGGAUGCAGAACUCGAAGGUAAUCUACGAAGACGAUGGUUGUCAUGGGAACAAUCAAUGCCCUUAUCUGUGA